Molecule: messenger RNA, 1794 nt
Organism: Plectropomus leopardus (leopard coralgrouper)
Lineage: Eukaryota; Metazoa; Chordata; Actinopteri; Perciformes; Serranidae
Gene: mitd1
Product: MIT, microtubule interacting and transport, domain containing 1
Source: RefSeq, a predicted model, not a curated record
UUUACCAAUAUGGACCAGAAGCUGUAAAAAGACGAAAAAAGGGCAGAAUAAUGACCCAAAACCACGUGUCAGGGAUGGAGACAUCCGCCAUCUCGGUCCUGAAGCGGGCGGUGGAGCUGGACCAGAGCAGCCGCUUCCAGGAGUCUCUGGUCUGCUACCAGGAGGGCAUCCAGCUGCUCAUGGACGUGUUAAAAGCUGUGAAAGAUGAGUCAAAGAAGGGACACUACAGGGGGAAGAUAAAGGGCUACAUGGACAGAGCAGAGCAGAUCAAAGCUCAUGUGAACCAGCUGAAAGAAGAUGGGAAAUACCACGAGCAGAUUAGAAUAGCAGAGGAUGCGACUGGCUACAGCUACGAGGUUUUGUUCAAGCCGUACGUCAGCAGUUUACUCACAGAGGUCUGGGUGGAAGAUCCGUACAUACGACACAUCCACCAGUUGUACAACUUCCUGCGGUUCUGUGAAAUGCUGGUUAAAGCGCCCUGCAAGGUGAAAAAGAUCCAUCUGCUCACUGCACAGGAUGAAGCGGAUAGCGGCCAGCAGAGCAGCGCUCUGGCCGAGCUGAAGGACAGUCUGAGUGCUCAGGGAGUCACUCUGGAUCUGCAGUACUCGUCCUCCAUACACGACAGGGAGAUCAGGUUUAACAAUGGUUGGAUCAUCAAGAUAGGAAGAGGGCUGGAUUACUUCAAGAGACCAAAGGGACGAUUCUCUAUCGGAUAUUGUGACUAUGACCUGAGGCAGUGCCACGAGACCAGCGUAGACAUUUUUCACACCAAACACACGAAAACACUAUGAGAUUUAUAUAACUGGACGUCCUACCUGCCCUCAAAACGCACAGACAGAUCUGCUGUGCGGUUGGAUUUGCCUUAACACACAGGUGCAUGUUAACAGCUGUUUAACUGAGCAGUUUUUAUCAGGUUUUACAGUUCUGCUUCGUGUCACGCUGGCCCUGUAUGUCUCUAAUUUCAGUCAACUGUGUGAUUUUGUUAUUGGACAUUUCUUCAAUGUCACAAGAGGUUAAUGCAAAACACUGAUUUUUUUUUUUUUUUUUUACUCUUAAAGCUUUUUAUCUGUAACUUUUUUUACACGUUUCUGUUGUUCAUACUGCCACCUGGUGGAAAAAUUUAUUAAGACAUUUUAAAAUAAUUUUAAUAAAUUACAUUAAUCAAUACUUCUGACUAAUUGACACCAAAAACAUUAUAUUAAGUUUAGUUUUACAAAUUCUGCCCGAUGAAAGCAUCACUGGUGAUGCCUUCACAGGUUGAAAUAUGAGGUGGGCGGGGCUAGUCAAAGCGGGUUCAAUUACAGUAAAGAAGCAAAGGUAACAUUUGAAAAAAAAACUUUUUAUGGCCCCAAAAGUUUGUAGUUUCAGUAGUUAUCAAAAACAAAAAAGGGAAAAACGUAAUUUAACAGGUAUUUCAGCAUCAUAUUUGCAUAAUGAUUGAAGUUGUUAACAUUACUACUUGUAAUGCUCUGCAAAUAUAAUGUUGAAAUACCAGCAAGUUACUGCAAACAUGUAGUUAAACUACUAGUUUUGUGAGAUGUAGUUCACAAACACUGAUUAAAUAUUGACAUACAGGCUAACAUCUAUGACAUAUGGUUAAUACAGAAAUCUAAAUAAUCAAAACAUGCAUUAAUAUCUGUCAUUUUCAGUGAACCUACAGCUUUGUAUAUUUGUAUGAGAAAGAUGGUUUAGUGUACGCGACAUGUUCAGGGUUUCAAAUGUCGGUCAUUCCUCAUACUGAGUUUAAUGAAAUUAUUUACCCCAUUAAAAAAAAACAAUAAUGGGAAAAAAAUC